UCUUCUUCUUCUCUAAAUCUGAUUCCGAACUAAAUCGACUCCGAAAAGUAAGAGCUAACCAGAUCCCUAAACUUCCUCUAGAUCUCUAAUGGCGGACGACGCUAACAGCAGCACCGACACCAUAAUUGAGAAACCAUCAGAAGAGAAACCAACUGAAGUAAAACCAGCUGAAGUAAAACGUGCUUGGGCCGAUGAAGUUGAUGACCCCGACGAAGAAGAACAACCAACUUCAUCGACAUCAGCUGAAAAAGAUCCAGAACUGAACAUCGGAUCAUUGAAGAUCGAUGAAAACAAGAAUACUGAAAAAUUUCUUGAUGAACCUGAAGAGGGAAACAUUAAAGCGGUUACUGGUGAUACUUUGUAUUCAACGGCUGUAACAUUCGAGGAUUUGAAUCUGUCUGAGGAGAUAUUGAAAGGGUUAUAUGUCGAUAUGAAGUUUACACGACCUAGUAAGAUUCAAUCUGUUAGUUUACCAAUGAUCUUGACACCACCGUAUAAGGAUCUUAUAGCUCAAGCUCAUAAUGGUUCUGGUAAAACCACUUGUUUUGUACUUGGAAUGUUGAGUCGUGUUGAUGUGAAACUAAGAGCUCCUCAAGCACUUUGUAUUUGCCCUACCAGAGAAUUGGCAAUCCAGAAUAUUGAAGUCCUUAAUAAAAUGGGAAAGUAUACGGGGAUAACCUCUUUUUGUGCGAUACCGGUGGAUAGAGCUAGGGAUAUUCCAAUUAAUAAACGAUCUCCAAUUACUGAUCAAAUAGUUGUUGGAACUCCUGGUACAAUCAAGAAGUGGAUGUCAGUCAAGAAACUCAGCGUGGACGAUAUGAAGAUACUAGUUUUCGACGAGGCUGAUCACAUGUUAGCUGAGGACGGUUUUAAAGAUGAUUCUCUCAGGAUUAUGAAGGAUAUUGAAAAAAGCACCCCACAUUGCCAGGUUCUUUUGUUUUCUGCUACUUUUAACGAGACUGUUAAGAAUUUUGUUUCAAGAGUGGUUAAAGAUGGAAAUCAGAUGUUUGUUAGGAAAGAAGAACUCUCACUGGAUGUUGUCAAACAGUAUAAGGUGAAUUGUCCAGAUGAAUAUGCAAAGAUUCACGUCAUCAAGGAUAAAAUUUUUGAAUUAGGAGAAAAAUUGGGACAGUCAAUCAUAUUUGUUCACACAAGGAGGAGUGCUGAUGUGUUGCAUAAAGCACUGUCAGAUUAUGGUUGGCAGUGCACAAGUAUACAUGGUGCCAUUGAGAAAGAUCACAGAGAUAAAAUUGUGAAGGAGUUUAAAGAUGGGUUGACUCAAGUCCUUAUAUCAACGGACCUUCUUGCACGAGGUUUUGAUCAGUCACAGGUUAAUGUGGUUGUGAACUACGACCUUCCGGUGAAAUACGAGUAUCAAUCAGAACCAGAUUAUGAAGUGUACUUGCAUCGAUGCGGUAGAGCAGGACGUUUCGGUCGCAAAGGAGCUGUCUUCAAUUUACUGUGUACGCAAAAGGAGCAUAUGUUGAUGGGGAAGAUUGAGAAUCAUUUCCAGAAUAAUAUUGUGGAGAUUUCUGAUUGGCAAAACAACAAUGAGUUCGAGUCUGCUCUGAAAGCAGCUGGUUUGAUAUGAACGCUGUGCGGAAGACAUCUUGAAUGAAUCAAGACUUAUACAAACGGAUUAUGGAUUCAAAUUUUCUGAAGUUGUACUCUAUGAGUCAGCAGUCUACGAGUCACAUCAGUUUAUAAAGCAUGCAUGAAUUUUGAUAGCAGUUGCAUAUUUAAAGUGUUCUCUGCAUAGAGUCCCAUUUUCAAGUUGUUUGGUUAUGCUUUGCGUGUCUUUGCCCAGCUUUUUUCUUUGCCCAACUAUUUUUUUUUUGUAUACUGCAUUUGCAGUUUUUGUGGUUGUGUACCGAAUUAGACUUGCACUUUGUGAUAAUUGUUUGUGAGCCUCUACGAAAAGGUUAAAAUGCAA
Messenger RNA from Papaver somniferum (opium poppy), 1933 nucleotides. RefSeq names its product DEAD-box ATP-dependent RNA helicase 38-like. Bases 89 to 1591 code for a protein of 500 amino acids. Gene Ontology annotation, cellular component: nucleus; cytoplasmic stress granule. The transcript is spliced from 3 exons. Lineage: Eukaryota; Viridiplantae; Streptophyta; Magnoliopsida; Ranunculales; Papaveraceae. Gene Ontology annotation, molecular function: ATP binding; RNA binding; RNA helicase activity. The record is from RefSeq and is a predicted model, not a curated record. Gene Ontology annotation, biological process: poly(A)+ mRNA export from nucleus.